Abrus precatorius (Indian licorice) is the source of this 999-nucleotide messenger RNA. RefSeq lists its product as uncharacterized. Bases 1 to 999 code for a protein of 332 amino acids. The transcript has 3 exons. Lineage: Eukaryota; Viridiplantae; Streptophyta; Magnoliopsida; Fabales; Fabaceae. The record is from RefSeq and is a predicted model, not a curated record.
AUGGCUAAUAAUCAACACAAAAGAACUCUUAAAGAAUUGGCUGUAUCAGAUGUCACAUACCAACCAUUAGGCAUCCAAUAUCCUGAUGUAGAUGCUCCAUUUGAGUUAAAAUCUAGUCUAAUCCAUUUGUUACAUAAGUUUAAUAGUAGUGCAGCCUUAACGAGUUCUAGAAGACCACAUCAAGUUGAAGGACUUUCCAUUCUCCUUAGAUGGUGCAGCGAAAUAUUGGCUAUAUUACCUGCAGCCAAGGUCUGUCACUUGUUGGAUAGACAUGAAGAGGAUGUUCCUGGAGAAGUUCUUCCCUGCUUCCAGAGUAGCCACAAUCAGAAAAAGAGAUCAACAACAUUAGACAAUUCAGCCAAGAAAGCCUCUAUGAGUAUUAUCAGUGACCAGCUGCUUAUUCAGUACUUCUAUGAAAGCCUUGCUCCAAUGGAAAGGAGUAUGCUUGAUGUAGCAAGUGGUGGAACUCUCAUGGACAAGAAACCAUCUGCAACCAAAGCACUAAUUGACAACAUGGCAGAGAAAUCUCGGCAGUUUAAUACAAGAGCCAUGGCACCAAUGAGAGAGGUGCAUAAUGUGCAGCAACCAACCUAUAUGGCAGCAAAUUCUAGCAGACUUAAUAGCAGAAUUGAGGAGCUCACUACUUUUGUGAGACAACUAGCUGUUGUGCAACAAACUGUUCCACAAGGAAGGGUGACCAGAGACUGUCAUAUUUGUUCCUCCAUAGAGCACACCUCAGAUUAUUGUCCUUUGCUGCAUGAGAGUAGCCAACAAGCCUCUGGCCACAGAGUUUUUAGUGAAAGACAAGACCAAUACAGAGUUUUGAAUUUCCAACAACCUCAAAGACAACAACAGUUGUAUAGGUUCCAAUACCAAUCUCAUAAUCUUGCCUUUAAUGAUCAUCCAAAUAUGAGAUAUGGUACCUCUGAGCAGCAACAACAGCAACAUACUAGCCAACCAAGUAAUGGCUAUAGACCACCCCCUAUGAGGCAGCAGUAA